Molecule: messenger RNA, 1544 nt
Organism: Salvia hispanica
Lineage: Eukaryota; Viridiplantae; Streptophyta; Magnoliopsida; Lamiales; Lamiaceae
Source: RefSeq, a predicted model, not a curated record
AGAUUACAAGACACAAAUACAGAAAUCAAGCGCUGCUAACUCAGUAAUCACCGAAGACAAUGUCGACACCUAACCACCAAGACGAUCUCGAUCUCCUCCUGUCGCUUGAGGAUCGCGUGCUCGAAACGCCGCCGGCUUCUCCAUCAGGGUAUUUAUCAGACGAUGGGAGGCCACAGCGAACUGGGCCUGUGGAUUUGUCUGCUUUCCGAGAUGUGGUGGGAGAUUGCCUUGAUUAUGAUGCUAAAGAUGCCAAGAGAGCUCAGAGCUCUGGGAAGAGCAAGAGCAAAGGCUCGAAAGAUAUUGAAGUUGAGAAGUUUUCAGGAUUGCGAAUCCAGAAUCCAGUGGUCUCCCGUGUUGAGUUGAGCAACCAUUUAUCAGAUAUUAAAUAUGUUCAGUUAGACACAAUAAAGAAUUUGAUUAAAGGAGAUACUCUGUCUGGGUGUUGGGCCACUAUUGGUGUUUUAGCAGAAAAGGGUGCACCGAGGAUGAGUUCCAUAGGAAAGACUUUUGCAAUUUGGAAAAUUGGAUGCUUAGGUGAUGAGACCAUUUCUCUCUUCUUGUUUGGGGAUGCAUAUCAGAAGAGCUGUGAGGCGAAAGUAGGAACCAUCUUCGCUCUACUCAAUUGCAGCGUCCGCAAAGAUAAACCAGGAACAUUUUCAUUGAGUAUCUUUGCUGCUAAGCAUAUUCUGAAGCUAGGCACUUCUGCAGAUAUGGGGGUUUGUCAGGGAAAAGGAAAGGAUGGAGACCCUUGCACAGCAGUUAUUGACAAACGGCGUAGAAAAUUCUGCAACUUCCACGCACAUAAUUCUUCGAAGAAAUACACAUCUACAAGGACAGAGCUCAAAGGAGGGAAUUUAAGGACAGGCUUCAGAGAUUAUCUCAAGUCUGAAGGAAUCUAUGUGGUGAAACCUACAGAAGCGAAAACAAGCUCAACAAAGUCUACUAACGCCUCUAGUUAUAGGUUCAUAAAAUGCGUCACCGUCGGAGACGGAGGCGUUGGUAAAACUUGCUUGCUCAUUUCCUACACCACAAACUCCUUUCCUACGGGUUACAUCCCGACUGUAUUUGACAAUUUUAGUGUGAAUAUGAGGGUGGGUGGGAGCAGUGUUAAUCUAUCGCUGUGGGACUCUGCUGGUCAGGAGGAUUACAAUAGAUUGAGACCACUAAGCUACCAUGGAGCUAAUGUGUUUAUACUUGUAUUCUCUCUUAUUUCCAAAACUAGUUAUGACAGUGUCCACAACAAGUGGAAUUCUGAGUUGAGGCAUUAUGCUCCUAAUGUUCCCAUAAUUGUUGUCGGAUCAAAGACUGAUCUUCGAGAUGAUAAACAAUUCUUUGUGGACGACCCUGAGGCGGUACUCAUCUCAACUGCAGAGGGAGAGGAGCUCAAGGAAAUGAUUGGAGCAGCUGCUUACAUUGAAUGUAGUUCCAAGACACAACAGAAUGUGAAAGCUGUCUUUGAUGAAGCUAUCAAGGUCAUUGUGCAGCAACCAAAACAAGGGAAGAAAAAGAAGACAAAGGGCCAACAAAAGUGCAGCAUACUGUGA